Messenger RNA from Dimorphilus gyrociliatus, 2305 nucleotides. NCBI's taxonomy places the organism in Eukaryota, Metazoa, Annelida, Polychaeta, Dinophilidae. The record is from the annotation of a GenBank genome assembly.
GCAGUCAGUGAAUAAGUGUGUUUGUGGUUGUGCCUUGUGUGCUACAGAGCAGUGAGUAGAGCUUGAUGGCAUAUAAUCCCUUUAUACUGGCGAGUUCGACCCCCAUUAGACAAGACUUUAGUGUUAGUUCCCUACUUGCUGCUACUUCUCAACAGAAUGCUCACUACUUUAACCUACCUCAGCACUUGUCUGUUGCUGCUGCUGCUGCUGCCUGCUUGCCCAAAUUACAACCAUUCAGUUCUUCUCCCAAUGGUGAAAUCCUUCCGCAAUCCAACAAUUUACAAGCUGCCUCUCAAUUAACAACAGCGGACUCUACACCUUCUACGGAAACGGAUGUCCAAGAUGACCCUAAAGUUGAUUUGGAAGCAAAAGAUUUAUGGGACAGAUUUCAUGAUCUGGGUACUGAAAUGGUUAUUACAAAAUCUGGAAGGAGAAUGUUCCCUCCAUUUCGAGUAAAAGUCUCAGGCCUUGACAAACGAGCUAAAUACAUUUUGCUGAUGGAUAUUGUUGCUGUUGACGACUGCAGAUAUAAAUUUCAUAACUCUCGAUGGAUGGUUGCUGGUAAAGCUGACCCAGAAAUGCCCAAGCGGAUGUAUAUUCACCCAGACUCCCCGGCCACAGGAGAACAAUGGAUGCAGAAAUUGGUUUCCUUUCACAAGCUUAAACUCACGAAUAACAUAUCGGAUAAGCAUGGAUUCACUAUCCUGAAUUCUAUGCACAAAUAUCAACCGAGAUUUCAUCUUGUGCGGGCGAAUGAUAUUCUGAAAUUACCCUACGCCGCAUUUCGAACGUUUGUUUUUAAAGAGACCGAAUUCAUCGCUGUAACUGCUUAUCAGAACGAAAAGAUUACACAAUUGAAGAUUGAUCAUAACCCGUUUGCAAAAGGGUUUCGAGACAGUGGCGGAGGAAAGAGAGAAAAAAAGCGCCUUUUACACAAUCAAAAUCAGUCAUUGAAUUCUGUAGAAGAAACAGACGUCGAAAUUUGUGUUGAUGAUGAUGACGAGGAAGAUGAGAACAAUAUAGACGGGCCACCUUCACCAAAGCGCCAUCUAAUGGACAUUGAAGGAGAAUCUACAAGCAGGAACAACGAUAGCGAUACGUCUAUCACUGAGGAAGUAGAAAAGAGAAGAAAGAGUAAUUCUACUCCUCCAACUACAAACUCUCCUUCACCGUCCCUUACAGCAAAUCCACCUACAAAUACAAAAUGUGCUUCGACAAUCAGGCAGACAGCCUCACCGUCAACUACUAGCCCUUCAGCAGCCCCGAAUGUGACUGUGCUACCCCAUCAUACAACGCCUUUCAUGGCAGCACCUUACUUGUAUGGAUAUCCUUUAGGAUUUCGCCAUGCGGCAUUAGACUCCUUAUCAUAUUUCCCCCUUUGGCCUGGUGCCGCUGCUCAAAGUUCCAAUUUUUCACCAUAUUUCAACCCAUCCACCGACCCUCUUCAUCCAUUUAACCUUUUAUUGCCUAAAUCUCAAUUAACGUCACCAACGCCAUGUAGUACAUCUAAAGAAGAAAAUGUUCAAGAAAAAACUGAAAUACCUAAAGCUAUUGCUAGGUAACGAUGAACGUUAAUUGAUAUAUCAAUAACAUACAGUAUGUUUAUACAUCAUGUGUGUUAUUUUAUCUAUAUUGUAUAUAGAUAUUUAUAUAUACAAUCUAGCUAGUCAUCACGAUAAUAUUUAUAGAUAUAACGCGUGUGACAUUAACUUAGCUUACGUUUUCUGCAAAGGCGAACUGUUCAAAUAAGUAAUUGGUGCUUUCCUGUGUGGUUUGAGAAUAUUUAAAAUCUAUGCAAUGUCAACAGAUAUCUGAACGUCUGAUUGUAUUAUGCAUGUGUAAAAAUGCUCGUGUAUACUAUAUGUACAUACCAUACACAGAAUAAUUUAUACUAAAGCUUUCGCACAUUGAUAAUAUAUUGCUAUAUAUGCACUGAGUGAAUACUGUAUUCAUUAAACGAUACAACUAAAUUAUCUGGUUUAAAACAAAGAGAUUAUUAUCGUUCAUUUUGCGCCUGAUUUAAUAGAGAAUAUAAAUGGUAGUCCCUUUAUUUAACAUUUUUUUCAAAAAGUAAUCACAAAUGAAUCGGUCGAAUAUCAUUCUGAUUACUUCCGAUGUCCAUAAACUUGAAUAUCGUUAUUACCCCACAAGCCUUCCAAUUUACUCUUGAAGUGUUUUCUUCUCAUCUGAAACCUUUAAAUAGAAAAAAAAUUUUAAAUUAAUUUUUUAUUAUAUAAAUAACUCUAUGUACACAAUAAGAAAAUCGUUAGCAGAAUGUUGUUUAUUUUUAAAUAUAGACUUUUUU